Messenger RNA from Necator americanus (New World hookworm), 1752 nucleotides. RefSeq lists its product as uncharacterized. The record is from RefSeq and is a predicted model, not a curated record. The transcript is spliced from 12 exons. Lineage: Eukaryota; Metazoa; Nematoda; Chromadorea; Rhabditida; Ancylostomatidae. Bases 1 to 1752 code for a protein of 583 amino acids.
AUGACGUCAUACCUGAUCACCGGAGGACUUGGCUCCUUGGGAUCCGCGAUUGUUAAUCAUCUUUAUAACAACACACAGGCUCACAUUACAGUACUCGACAAUCUUAGUGGACAAUCGGAUAUAACAAAUAUUCCGCAACAUAUCCGAGACUCGGACCGCUUCACGGUGAUCUUCGGUGACGUCAUCAACGAAGAACUCGUCCUGCGCGCAUUGAAAGAGAAUUCGAUCGACACAAUUAUUGAUUGCGUGACGCGUGCACGUAGUGCUAUCGAUCGAUCGCCUGUGAUUGGUGCGCGCAACGCGACGCAAGGUCUUACUCAUGUGCUGGAUGCUGUACGCAAAUAUGGUCACCUAAAACACUAUUUACUGAUCAGCUGUCAGAGCGUCUACGGUACAGCAGCAUGUUUAGAAUCGGCGGCGUUGGCGCCAGUAACUUGGCGCGGAGCAGCGCUAAUGUCCGCGGAGGCGAUGCUACAUUCAUAUGUGAUCUCGUAUCAUCUUCCGUUGGCUACUGUCCGACUUAGCCUCGGGCUAAUUAACGAUAGUUUGGAGGAGAGAAUAAAGGAUGUCGAUAAUGUGAAUUUGCUCACCACAGAAGACGCAAUACGUGGUAUCGUUUCGGCUGCCGAGCAUGCCAAAAAUGCGGAAAUAUGGAAUCUUGCUGGUCCUAACGAUUAUUCUAAGGAUGAAAUAAUCCAGGUCCUAAACGGAAAUACUAUCACACCAUCCGCUUCAGUCUCAUCAAUAUCUCAUGAGAAAACUCAAAAGGAGCUGAAAUUCGAGGCUAAAGAGGAUGUUUUAAGAGCUCUAUCAAGCUUACGCGCGCUCACAACUCCUCCACCUUGCGGUUCCAUCGCUAAAAUUCUCCUCUAUGGCUCGAAGGGUUGGAUCGGUAGACAAUUCGUUCAGUUGUUACAAAAGGAACGUGUGGCGUAUGUGGAAGCGAGCACAAGGCCGGGAACCGAUCCAGACAGUGUUAUCCGAGAGGAAAUUGUUCGAGUUGCACCAACUAAUGUGGUAUCAAUGAUUGGUCGGACACAUGGAGAUGGUGUGAACUCAAUCGCUUAUCUCGAAGGUGGUCCGGAUAAGUUAAAAUUGAAUAUGCGAGACAAUCUCUAUGCUCCAUGGAUACUUGCUAGCCUUUGUGAAAAAAUGAAUAUUCAUUUCACAUAUUUGGGAACCGGUUGUUUAUUUAAAUACAACCGAGAACAUCCAUUGGAUGGACCAGGUUACAAGGAAGAAGACGUUGCUAACUAUGAUGGGACCUCUUAUUCCGUAGUAAAAGGCUUCACCGAUCGUCUUCUCAGACAUUUUGAAAACACCCUACAGUGCAGAAUUCGCCUUCCAGUCAAUUAUGAAGCGGAUAGUCGAAAUCUGGUUGCGAAGUUAAUGACUUUCAAAAAAGUGCUCGACAUCCCGAAUUCGAUUACCGUCCUCCCGGAUUGUUUGCCAAUUUUGCUCGAUUUGGCUCUGCGGAGAGAAACUGGCAUUAUCAAUUUGGUGAAUCCAGGCGCUAUCCGUUUUCCGGAAAUCUCCGAAAUGUACCGUAAGAUGCUGAAUCCAGACUGGGAAUAUGAAGUGCUAGCUGCUGAUCCAGACUCCGAGCUCGUCACAACUCGAUCACAUUGUCGCCUCAGCACGAAAAAAUUGGAAUCCAUGUAUCCAGAUUUGCGAUCUGCUCGUGAAGGUGUUGCUCAAGCUAUAGAACAGAUCGCUCAUGCAAAAGGUUUACGCGCUAUUGCACAAGCCUGA